AUGGAACAUGCCUUCUCCACUUCACAGUUGGAGAAACUGAGGCCCAGAGGAGGCCAGUGCUCUGCAGAGCCCAGUGGCACUGGCUGCCAGCAGCUCUCCCCAGUGGCACACCGAGAUUGGCUGUAUCCCCCUCUGGGCCUUUACUUCUCAAGGGAUGCUUACUGGGAGAAGUUGUACGUGGACCAGCCGGCCGGCACGCCCCUGCUGUAUGUGCAUGCCCUGCGGGACGCCCCCGAGGAGGUGCCCAGCUUCCGCCUAGGCCUGUACCUGUACGGCGCCUACCGCACACGGCUGCACGAGAACUACUGGAUCCGCGUCCAGGAGGACACUGGCCUUCUCUACCUCAACCAGAGCCUGGACCACAGCUCCUGGGAGACGCUCAGCAUCCACAACGGCGGCUUCCCCCUGCUCACGGUCUACCUCCAGGUCUUCCUGUUGCCCAUGUCCCUGCGUGAGGGCGAGUGCCAGUGGCCAGGCUGUGCCCGUGUGUACUUCUCCUUCAUCAAUGCCUCCUUCCCGGCUUGCAGCUCCCUGAAACCCCGGGAGCUCUGCUUCCCAGAGACAGGCCUCUCCUUUCGCAUUCGGGAGAACCGGCCCCCAGGCACCUUCCACCAGUUCCGCCUGCUGCCCGUGCAGUUCCUCUGCCCCAACAUCAGCGUGACCUACAGGCUCCUGGAAGGUGAGAGCCUGCCCUUCCGCUGCGCCCCGGACAGCCUGGAGGUGAGCACGCGCCGGGCGCUGGACCGCGAGCGGCGCGAGAGGUACGAGCUGGUGGCCCAGUGCACCGUGCGCGCCGGCGCGCGCGAGGAGGCGGUGAUGGUGCCCUUCCCGGUGACCGUGUACGACGAGGACGACUCGCCGCCCACCUGCCCCGGGGGCGUGGACACCGCCAGCGCCGAGGUGGAGUUCAAGCGGAAGGAGGGCACCGUGGUGGCUACACUGCGUGUCUUUGACGCAGAUGUAGUGCCGGCGUCUGGGGAGCUGGUGAGGCGGUACACAAGCACGCUGCUCCCCGGGGACACCUGGGCCCAGCAGACCUUCCGCGUGGAGCACUGGCCCAACGAGACCCUGGCCCAGGCCAAUGGCAGCUUGGUGCGGGCAACCGUGCACGACUACAGGCUAGUUCUCAACCGAAGCCUCCCCAUCUCCGAGAGCCGGGUCCUGCAGCUGGCUGUGCUGGUCAACGACUCGGACUUUCAGGGCCCUGGGCCGGGCGUCCUCCUCCUCCACUUCAAUGUGUCCGUGCUGCCCGUCAGCCUGCGCCUGCCCAGCGCCUAUGCCUUCUCCGUGAGCAGGAGGGCCCGCCGUUUUGCCCAGAUCGGGAGAGUCUGUGUAGAAAACUGCCAGGAGCUCAGCGGUGUUCACAUCCAGUACAGGCUGCAGCCCGCCAGCGCCAACUGCAGUGCCCUGGGCGUGGUCACCUCAGCCGAGGACACCUCGGGGACCCUGUUCGUGAACGACACAGAGACCCUGCGGCGCCCGGCAUGUGCGGAGCUCCAGUACACAGUGGUGGCCGCCGACCGGCAGACCCGCAGGCAGGCCCAGGCCCCGCUGCUCGUCAGGAUGGAGGGGUCGUAUGUGGCCGAAGAGGCGGGCUGCCCCCUGUCCUGUGCGGUCAGCAAGAGGCGACCCGAGUGCGAGGAGUGUGGCGGCCUGGGAUCGCCGACAGGCAGGUGUGAGUGGAGGCAGGGAGAUGGCAAAGGGAUCACCAGGAACUUCUCCACCUGCUCCCCCAGCACCAAGACCUGCCCCGAUGGCCACUGCGACGCCGUGGAGAGCCGUGACGCCCACAUCUGCCCCCAGGAUUGCCUCCGGGGCAGCAUCGUUGGGGGGCAUGAGCCAGGGGAGCGCCGGGGCAUUAAAGCCGGCUACGGCAUCUGCAGCUGCUUCCCCGAGGAGAAGAAAUGUUUCUGCGAGCCCGAAGACAGCCCGGAGCCCCUGUGCGAUGAGCUGUGCCGCACCGUGAUCGCAGCAGCCGUCCUCUUCUCCUUCAUCGUGUCGGUGCUGCUGUCCACCUUCUGCAUCCACCGCUGCCACAGGAACGCACACAAGCCGCCCGUCCCCUCGGCAGAGAUGACCUUCCGCCGGCCUGCCCAGGCCUUCCCUGUCAGCUACUCCUCGUCCAGUGCCCGCCGGCCCUCGCUUGACUCCAUGGAGAACCAAGUCUCUGUGGACGCCUUCAAGAUCCCGGAGGAUCCAAAGUGGGAAUUCCCUCGGAAGAACUUGGUUCUUGGAAAAACUCUGGGAGAAGGCGAAUUUGGAAAAGUGGUCAAGGCAACAGCCUUCCGCCUGAAAGGCAGAGCAGGGUACACCACAGUGGCUGUGAAGAUGCUGAAAGAGAAUGCCUCCCCGAGUGAGCUGCGGGACCUGCUGUCAGAAUUCAACCUCUUGAAGCAGGUCAACCACCCUCACGUCAUCAAGCUGUAUGGGGCCUGCAGCCAGGAUGGGCCGCUGCUCCUCAUCGUGGAGUACGCCAAGUACGGCUCCCUGCGGGGUUUCCUGCGCGAGAGCCGCAAGGUGGGGCCCGGCUACGUGGGCAGCGGAGGCAGCCGCAACUCCAGCUCCCUGGACCACCCGGACGAGCGCGCCCUGACCAUGGGCGACCUCAUCUCGUUCGCCUGGCAGAUCUCGCGGGGAAUGCAGUACCUGGCCGAGAUGAAGCUCGUCCAUCGGGACUUGGCUGCCAGAAACAUCCUGGUAGCCGAGGGGAGGAAGAUGAAGAUUUCGGAUUUUGGGCUGUCGCGAGAUGUGUACGAAGAGGAUUCCUACGUGAAGAGGAGCAAGGGUCGGAUUCCAGUCAAAUGGAUGGCAAUCGAGUCCCUUUUUGAUCAUAUCUACACCACCCAAAGUGAUGUGUGGUCCUUUGGAGUCCUGCUGUGGGAGAUCGUGACCCUGGGGGGCAACCCCUACCCUGGGAUUCCUCCCGAGCGGCUCUUCAACCUUCUGAAGACUGGCCACCGGAUGGAGAGGCCCGACAACUGCAGCGAGGAGAUGUACCGCUUGAUGCUGCAGUGCUGGAAGCAGGAAGCGGACAAGAGACCAGUAUUUGCCGACAUCAGCAAAGAGCUGGAGAAGAUGAUGGUUAAGAGCAGAGACUACUUGGACCUUGCUGCGUCCACCCCGUCCGACUCCCUGCUUUACGACGACGGCCUGUCGGAAGAGGAGACGCCCCUGGUGGACUGUAAUAGCGCUCCCCUCCCUCGAGCCCUCCCUUCCACAUGGAUUGAAAACAAACUCUAUGGUAGAAUUUCCCAUGCAUUUACUAGAUUCUAGCACCAUUGUUCCCCUGCUCUAUCCUUAGUCUUGGUGAUGCUUUUUAAGGUGUUUCUGAUCUGAACGAAACCAAAGUCUGCUCUGAACCUUUUUAUUUGUAAAUGUCUGACUUCGCAUCCAGUUUACAUUCAGGCAUUUUUGCAACUGUUUUUCUAAAAGGAUGUGAAAAUAAGUGUAAUUACCACACCGCCCAGCGAUUUAUGAUGAUAGAGGAGAAAACACCUAGGGCAGAACUUUCAGGGGAGAUGGAGAACUUGACGAAUGAGUCAUUUCCAGGAUAGAAAUCAAGUCUCAGUACUUCUAAUUUAACUACUUGGAUAAAUUUACCCAAUCUGGGGAGGUAUUUAAUUGAGAAAGAAGCAGCCAGCACCCACCGGCCCACACUGGGAGCACAGCCAGGCCCCCCAUCCUGGGUGGGCGGGGGCCUCGGAGGCUGCCCAGGGCUGGGAGUGGAGGUUGGCCCAGCUUUGGCCCUUGUCCCAGCUGCGUGUCCACCGGCAGGGGCAGGGAGGCGGCAGGAGCCGGGCAGGCCUGGGAGGACACACCCAGACUGCUGUUUUCACAUCCUUUGCAUUACCCGCUGUCAGGACUGUUGUCACUUACAAAGUGCUAAAAGCUGGAGCGAGUGCUUUUUGAAAGAACGUAGUCUGUGGUGUUGUGGUCUUGCACUGGACAGUAAAUAUGGUUCUUGCCAAAACUCCUUCUUUUGUCUUCGAUUAAAUACUUGAAAUUUU
This is a messenger RNA of Lemur catta (Ring-tailed lemur), 4007 nucleotides long. RefSeq names its product ret proto-oncogene (gene RET). The record is from RefSeq and is a predicted model, not a curated record. Gene Ontology annotation, biological process: cell surface receptor protein tyrosine kinase signaling pathway; protein phosphorylation; positive regulation of kinase activity. Gene Ontology annotation, cellular component: membrane; axon; signaling receptor complex. The transcript is spliced from 20 exons. The coding region runs from base 1 to 3273 and encodes 1090 amino acids. Gene Ontology annotation, molecular function: ATP binding; transmembrane receptor protein tyrosine kinase activity; calcium ion binding. NCBI's taxonomy places the organism in Eukaryota, Metazoa, Chordata, Mammalia, Primates, Lemuridae.